Molecule: messenger RNA, 1798 nt
Organism: Syzygium oleosum
Lineage: Eukaryota; Viridiplantae; Streptophyta; Magnoliopsida; Myrtales; Myrtaceae
Exons: 13
Coding region: 131-1513 (460 amino acids)
Molecular function (GO): protein binding
Source: RefSeq, a predicted model, not a curated record
AGUUCUCACCAUUCUUCUUUACUCCGGAAGCGCACGCAGCAGCACCCACCUACGAACUGCCGAGCAAGUUCAAAUCUUUCGUGCUCCGUAGGAAGAAGCAGACCAAGACUGUUGGUUUCCUUGAUCGAUCAUGUCUGCUGACGCAUCUGAUGCUCUAGCAGUGAGGCAAAAAGUUCAGCUUUUUCUGAAUGCAGCCCGAACUGGGAAUCUUGAUUUGCUCAAGAAGUUGGCGUCGCAGCUCGACGAUGGGAAAGGGACGGCGAGGACUAUAGCGGAUGUUAAGGACGCGAACAAGCGGGGCGCACUGCAUUUUGCGGCGAGAGAGGGCAAGACUGAGGUCUGCAGGUACUUGCUGGAGGAAUUGAAGCUCGACAUCGAUACGAAAGACGAUGAUGGCGAGACUCCUCUUAUUCACGCGGCUCGGCAAGGCCAUACUGAAACUGCCAAAUAUUUACUAGAGCAAGGUGCCAAUCCUGAUAUACCUAGUGACUUAGGUGCCACAGCGCUCCACCAUUCUGCUGGAAUAGGGGACAUUGAAAUGUUGAAGUUUCUACUUUCUAAAGUUGUUGAUAUUGAUUCUCAAAGUGAUGCUGGCACCCCUUUAAUUUGGGCUGCUGGUCAUGCUCAACAAGAUGCUGUAAAGGUUCUCUUGGAACAUCAUGCUAAUCCUAAUGCUGAAACUGAUGAUAGCAUCACUCCGCUCUUGUCAUCUGUGGCUGCUGGUUCUGUUGAAUGCUUGAAGCUGUUGAUUCAGGCUGGUGGUAAGGUGAACAUUAGUGCUGGAGGAGCGACACCUUUGCACAUUGCCGCUGAUAAUGGGAACCCGGAAAUCAUAAAUUGCUUAUUAGAUGCUGGAGCUGAUCCCAAUAUCAUGGAUGAGGAUGGGCUGAAGCCUAUACAGGUGGCAGCAGGAAGAGGCAAUCGUGCAGCUGUGGAGAUUCUCUUUCCAAAGACUACACAGGUUCACAGUAUUCCCAAAUGGAGUGCAGAUGGAAUCAUUGAGUAUAUGCAGACUGAAGCUGGUAAUUUGCAGGAAGAAGUCAACAAGGCGAAGGCAACUGGUACAGAGAAGGAUACCGCAUUGAAAGUUCAAAACCUUCCCGAGGUAAGUGGAGAAGCGAAACAGAAAGCCGCAGAAGCAAAAUCAAGGGCAGAUGAUGCUUUUCGAAGGAAAGACUAUCAAGCAGCUUUAGACGCUUACACACAAGCAAUAGACUUUGAUCCAAAUGAUGCAACUUUGCUUUCCAACCGAAGUCUUUGCUGGAUUCGUUUGGGACAAGCUGAACAUGCUCUAGUUGAUGCAAAGGCUUGUAGGGAACUUAGACCACAUUGGCCCAAAGCUUACUAUAGGGAAGGUGCAGCUUUGCGUCUUUUGCAGAGAUUUGAAGAAGCAGCCAAUUUUUUCUAUGAGGGUGUCCAGCUAGACCCUGAAAAUAAGGAGCUUGUAAAUGCUUUCAGAGAAGCUGUCGAAGCUGGAAGGAAGUUCCAUGGUACGGACAAAAAGAGUUCAUGACUUGAAAUGCUUGAGAUGCCGUGAGAAAAAACUUGAUGCUCGAGUCGAAGGAACAUUGCUUGUGAUAGCCAUGCGCCAUUUUCCCUGAGAAAGACUAUAUGCCUCGUGCCAAAUUUUGCUGUAAAAUCAGGAAAAAAAGAAUUGUCGAAUGUGAGGGGAGGCCAUUUGAGUGAGAACGACGGCAUCAACCUUUCUUGUUUUUUGGUUUUCCUUUUUGAGCUUGUACGAAUUUUGUCCAUCAGUCGCAUAUUGUGUUCUUGGUAAUGAGCUCUAUGCAGUUUUGUC